AUGGCGGCGCCCUGUGCAGGAAUGGCCGGUCGGCCUCUGGGGAAGUUUCUGUCCUGUUUCAGGAGGACAGUGGCAGUGAGGACGGGGCUUCGUCAGUUUUCGGCUUCUUCUAUGUGUCGGGCAACGACUGCGACGGAGAGAGCGACCUCCCCGUGGAACCUGAUGGCGGCGGUGUGUUUGCAGAGGCUUCCCGUCAUCUCCGCGGAGAGCAGCCCGCUGGAGCAGCGCUUCAGACACAUGAUCCAGCAGAUGGAGCUGGAGAAAAGCCUGCUGUCGGACCACGAGCUGCGGCUGCUGGAGGACGCUGAGAGGAUGAGUCGUAAGCAGUCGGACGACUAUGACUCAGAUGAGGAGGACGGCGGCAGGGACCAGGACAUUGUGUUAGCUCAGGACCUGGACGACUCCUGGGAGCAGAAGCUGAAGAACUUCCAGCCAGCACCGAGGGUCAGCGCUGAUGUAGAUAAGGACCUGUCCUCUGUGCAGCGCUGCCUGGCCGACUCGCUGGUUCUUCUGGCUGAGCAGCAGGUCGGCAGCGGGAAGCUGUGGCUGCUGCCUCAGGCUCCGUGGCAGGAGGGAGAGACGCUGCGACAGACCGCAGAGAGAGCCCUCGCCUCCCUGCCAGCAGCUGGUUUCAAUGCAACCUUCCUCAGCAAUGCCCCCUGCGGAGUGUACAAGUACAAACUGCCCAAAGCUGCUCGGACGGACAGUUCUGAGGGAACAAAGGUCUUCUUCUUCAAAGCCGUUCUGUCAGACAUCGCUCCCACCACAGCCAUAAACGCCCCCUUCAUGUGGCUGCAGAAAAGUGAACUGCAGCGCUACCUGAAGCCAGCAUACAUGAUGAAGGUUGAACGCUUCAUCCUUGACCUGUGAAGCCUGGAACAUUUACAAGGGACACUGACUUAGAGAAUAAUAUUUAUGAAGCCCAGAAAGUAUCUCUGUCAUUUAUGUGUUGUCCUGUACCAUAUAAUGUUCUUUCAGUCAAUAGGACACAUAUGUUUAA
Molecule: messenger RNA, 1000 nt
Organism: Limanda limanda (common dab)
Lineage: Eukaryota; Metazoa; Chordata; Actinopteri; Pleuronectiformes; Pleuronectidae
Gene: mrpl46
Product: mitochondrial ribosomal protein L46
Exons: 4
Coding region: 1-870 (289 amino acids)
Cellular component (GO): mitochondrial large ribosomal subunit
Molecular function (GO): structural constituent of ribosome
Source: RefSeq, a predicted model, not a curated record